Messenger RNA from Rotaria sordida, 450 nucleotides. The record is from the annotation of a GenBank genome assembly. Lineage: Eukaryota; Metazoa; Rotifera; Eurotatoria; Philodinida; Philodinidae.
AUGUUAAAUCAUUUAUCGACUAUUCAUCAACGAUUUAUAUCCGAAACUGGUAAUAAUUGUCAUUAUUCCACAUUUACACGUUAUGUGCCUGAUUAUGUGGUGAAGCCAAGUGCUGAUGAGUGGGGUACUUGUUUAUGUGUUACUUGUCUUAAUCCACAAAUGAAGCUUGAAAAGUUACAACGUAUAAAAUCUCUAUAUUCAGUUCUCAAGACACUACUUCUUGAUGGUUUAACGGAUAUAACAGAUUUGGUUACAGAUGAAAUCAAAACAAAAGAUUUUUUAGAUAAUUUGGUUAAACUUAAAGAUGAACAAUUUAAUAUUACAUAUACUGAAUGGAUAAAGAAAAAAUAUGAUAAAUCUAAUGUACCUGUGUCAACAAAAACGACAUUUACAUCAUCUAUUGUUGAUUUUAUAACAAAAUUUAUAAAUGAAAUCAAUGUAUGUACAUAG